UCCCCUGCUGGUAGCCUACAUUUGCAUAGCUAAGUCAUGGUGAACGGCAAAACACGAAAAGAAGUUCGCACUCAAGUUUACGCGAGUAUCAGAACUGACUAAUAGAAAGAGACAUAUGCGUGCUGUUUAAACGAAGUCAACCUAACAUGGUUUACGACCGCAACGGCAACCCGUCCCAUGGUUUUUCUGGGACUGUUGGUGAAUUUUCCGGCAAAAGUAAGAACGGGAUGGUACGAAAAUCAACUGCGAGGACGUUCGACUCUGUUCGCUCGACAAAGAGUAUGGUUUUCUCGCACGCUUCAUCAGGGGCUGAAGACACAGAGUUUGAAAUGGACGAAGAAAUGCCUGACGAUAACGAAAUUGAAGAGAGGUUUUCGAGUUUAUUGGAGAAAAUGACGCUACCAGCGGAGAGAGCAGCCGAACUUUCCAAAAGUCCAAAAGCUCACAAAUGGAAGAUGAUAAAAGCCAAAGAGCUUAUGCAGCCAAAGUAUACAUCCGGGUUCUACAUCGAGCAACUCCGCGGACAUAAGGAGAUUGUGUCUGGAAGCGGGCAAAAAACCGGAGCGAACUACAAGCGGCUGAUAAAAACUCUGGAACCGGUAGAGAUGGUGCUGCGGUCGCUAGAGAUCGACUUACGGACACAUCCAAACACAACUUGGCUGCGAGAGUUUAUCGAUGAUCCUUACCGUGGUCACAUGGCAUUGGUGGAGUUUCUCCAGUUUCUUCACCUGAACCCUCCUUCAAACGACAGCUCCGACGACAUAGGCGACACGGACAAGUCCAAAGUUUCUAAGAAGCCGGGUUCUCAGAAAUCAGUGAAACCGGACGUACUGGCAAGAAGUCACAUCGACGAGCAUCUUUGCCUUCAGAGUCUAAGAGUUCUCAUGAAAAAUAAGUACGGCUUCCAAUCAGUCAUGAGGGCCCCUGAAGUUGUGAAGGCAAUCAUUCUCUGCUUAAAGAUAAACAACCGGAAAACACAAGCACUCGUGCUUAAGAUCUUAACGCAUAUCUGCGAGGAGUCUGAGCAUUACGAGAAAGUCAUCGAUUCUGUUCGCUUCUACACAAAAACCUCACGAGAGUCUCGACCCUUCGAAAACAUUGUACAACUUAUUUUCUCGAAGCCCACAUCUCCUACGUUCCAGACGAUCAUUUUAAACUUCAUCAACAAAUUCGUAAGCUGCGCACCAUCAUUUAACCUCAAGGUUUUUCAUCAGCAAGAGUUCGAGGACGCCGGACUAGAUGUCGACAAGAUUGAGCGCACCCUAGAGGGCGCUGAGGCUACCGCCGUCCGUGAGGCGCUAAAGAUCUGGCGUGACAACUACAUAAAUGUACAGAAUGUAAUGGAUGAGUUUGUCACGCUGCGGGAACGCUCUAAGUACUUGCGUGACGAGGUCGAUCUACUGCAGUCAAAGCUAGAGGAAUCAGAGGCUAACCAAACUGAGAUGAGAACCAAGAAUACAGAACUCCAGGCUGCAUGUGAGGAAUACAGACUUCGCACGACAGAACUACAGACAGCACUAGAAAACCUCGUGAAACAAGUGAAGAAUGAGGCUGAGGCGAUUGAAGUUCCCGAUGAUCUUAUCAACACCCUGUCAGAGGCUGAAGCUGCCGCCAACCCGCCAGAGGCACCACCUCUCCCGCCCUUCGCACCCCUCCCUCCCCCAGUACCUCCUCCACCACCGGCAAUAGAGGAUUAUCUAGAGGCCUCUGCACCACCCAUGGAUCUAUGGAUAACCGACCCCAUCUUAGGCUACAAAAGAGUUCGACAGAGUAGCCGAGUUCGCCUACCGAUGCUGAACUGGGUACCAGUUCACAACGGCCCACGACAGACGUUCUUUGAUGAUACAGACGAAGAUGAGAUCAUGGGUGUGCUAGAUUUUGACGAUUUCGAUCGAAAGUUUGAGUUAAAACAUCACAUGAUGUCGGAAGAGAUCAUUGCAAGAAGAGAAACGGCGGCUAAGCGAGCAGCGGAGAUGAUUUCUGUGAUAGAUCAGAAGAGAGCAAGAAACCUGGUUAUCGCUCGCCGUCGCAUACAGCAUGACACGGAGCGUAUAAAGGAGCUAGUUAGUCACUGUGACUUAGCGGAGCUUCCCUCAGAACACGCGGAGCUUCUUCUCAAGUUUGUGCCAACCAAAGAGGAGCUCGCAGGCCUAUCAGAGCACGCGGACGAGUACGAUCGACUCGCAGAGGCUGACCAAUUCAUGUUCCAGAUGGCACAGGUUGAGAGGUACGAGGCCAAGCUUGGAGUGAUGACGUUCAUUGGUGUCUUCGACGAGCUGAUGAACAGUGUUAUACCGGAUAUCGAGUCUGUUCUCCGAGCAGCCACGUCAAUAAUAAACAGCAUCAAACUCAAGAAGUUGUUCAAGAUCAUCCUAAUUUUUGGUAACUACAUGAAUGGCAGCAGACGAGGAGCAGCCCACGGAUUCAAACUGGAAUCGUUAUAUAAGUUGGAAGAUACGAGAACUACCGAUCGUCGCCAGUCAUUCCUAGCGUACCUCGUCCAAACGGUCCGAACACACUUCCCCGAACUCAGCAACUUUGACGAGGAGCUUAGUCUCGACGGGGCGUCACAUGUCUCCCUUCAGACGCUGGCGGCCGACGUGCAAGGCCUGCGAAAGGGACUGGACCUGACCAAGUCUGAGCGCGAUAAACAACCGAACAAUUUCAUCAUCUUCAACUUUUACAACAACGCGUUCCGCAAGGUGCAAAGAGUGACCGAGCGCUAUCGUAAGAUGGAGGAGACGUACACCCAAGUGUGCACCAUGUUCUACGAAGAUCCCAAGAAACGAGAACCCUCAGAGUUCUUUAAGACAUUUACAGACUUCGUGGGAUUCUAUAAAAGAGCCGAGAAAGAAAUGGACGAUAUCGACAGACAGGAGGCAGCGGAGGCUAACCUAAAGCGCAUGCUCAGUAAGGGACCACAUGACCUACCGGACCGCGCAAGCCUAGCCAAUCAGAUCGCACAGGAAGUUAAACGGAGGUCGCAAUACAACGACAUCGAAACUACGAUCAUUUCAAUAUAGAGGAGAUAAUACAACCGUGAUUUACCGCGAUAAGAGGCAGGGUGAAGUCAAGCUCGAAUACCUUGAACUGUUCGAAUUAUAUCAAGCUCGAUUUCACAUGCAUUUUACGCUACGCGGAAAAAUUCUAGCUAGGAGCUUUUCUUUAUAAGAAUAUAAAACACAGCAUAUUACGCUGGAAACCUGGCUUUUAUUUACGUUUAUGAGUUAAAACUGAUAAACGCUUGCAAAGCUUUUACGAGUUAUCGGAGGGACUUCUGUGUUUGUAACUCAUUGUUUAGUUUUAAAGUAAAGGAUCAUCAUCUUCGGAUAAUAUUUAUCAUUACAUUACAACUGCAAAGCCACUAAACACAAACCACUGUCGACAAUUUUCACUUGUUUUACAUUAAUAUAAGACAAGAAACAGAUAGUCAGAUUAAGUAGUCUACCAGAAAUGCUUCUAGGCAAGGGAAUGUCUUUUACAUUAGGCAGUCAUUCUGACCUCUGUCACGAAAAUGCGUUUUGCUCAGAAAAUGCGUAUAAAAAGAUGGAAGCACAAGUUUCUUAUUUUGGUGUUGUCAAAAAAAAAAAGAAGUAUGUUUUAUGCUGAGCGAGCCACUAGAAUUUUAAACAAAACUCGUUGACGGACCUUUGGAUUAAACAACAGUAAACUCAGAUAGAAAUCAUAAAUUAUCACUACCAGCAUCACUACCAAGUCUAACUUAUAUUAAACAUUGUUUGUAAAUCGUA
Molecule: messenger RNA, 3749 nt
Organism: Nematostella vectensis (starlet sea anemone)
Lineage: Eukaryota; Metazoa; Cnidaria; Anthozoa; Actiniaria; Edwardsiidae
Product: formin-like protein
Exons: 27
Coding region: 147-3023 (958 amino acids)
Biological process (GO): cortical actin cytoskeleton organization; cell migration; regulation of cell shape
Cellular component (GO): cytosol
Molecular function (GO): small GTPase binding; actin filament binding
Source: RefSeq, a predicted model, not a curated record